AUGGUGAAUAAGAGGACAGAUGUGAGGAAGUUUACCACAGAAUCUGGCGUGUUUCUUUCAGAGGCUUUUGAAAUUGUUGUUCGCCAUGCCAAGAACUACACGAACGCCAUGUUCAAGAACAACUACCCAAGCCUGACCCCUCAAGCUUUUGAGUUUGUGGGUGAAUUUUUCACAGAUGUGUCUCUCUACAUCUUGGGUUCUGACAUCAACGUAGAUGAUAUGGUCAAUGAAUUGUUUGACAGCCUAUUUCCAGUCAUCUAUACCCAGCUAAUGAACCCAGGCCUGCCAGAGUCAGCCUUGGACAUCAAUGAGUGCCUCCGAGGAGCAAGACGUGACCUGAAAGUGUUUGGAAAUUUUCCCAAGCUUAUAAUGACCCAGGUUUCCAAGUCACUACAAGUCACUAGAAUCUUCCUUCAGGCCCUGAAUCUUGGAAUUGAAGUGAUCAACACAACUGACCACCUGAAGUUCAGCAAGGACUGUGGCCGUAUGCUCACCAGGAUGUGGUACUGCUCUUACUGCCAGGGACUGAUGAUGGUUAAGCCAUGUGGUGGCUAUUGCAACGUGGUCAUGCAAGGCUGCAUGGCAGGUGUGGUGGAGAUUGACAAGUACUGGAGAGAGUACAUUCUGUCUCUUGAAGAACUAGUGAACGGCAUGUACAGAAUCUAUGACAUGGAGAAUGUCCUCCUUGGUCUCUUUUCAACAAUCCAUGAUUCCAUCCAAUAUGUUCAGAAGAAUGGAGGCAAGCUGACCACUACCAUUGGCAAGCUAUGUGCCCAUUCUCAACAACGCCAAUAUAGAUCUGCUUAUUAUCCUGAAGAUCUGUUUAUUGACAAGAAAGUAUUAAAAGUUGCUCAUGUAGAACAUGAAGAAACCUUAUCCAGCCGAAGAAGGGAACUAAUUCAGAAGUUGAAAUCUUUCAUCAGCUUCUAUAGUGCUUUGCCUGGCUACAUUUGCAGCCAUAGCCCUGUGGCGGAAAAUGACACCCUGUGCUGGAAUGGACAAGAACUGGUGGAGAGAUACAGCCAAAAGGCAGCGAGAAAUGGGAUGAAAAAUCAAUUCAACCUCCAUGAGCUGAAAAUGAAGGGCCCCGAGCCAGUGGUUAGUCAAAUUAUUGACAAACUGAAGCACAUCAACCAGCUCCUGAGAACCAUGUCUGUGCCCAAAGGUAGAGUUCUGGAUAGAAACCCGGAUGAAGAAGGGCUUGAAAGUGGAGACUGUGGUGAUGACGAAGAUGAAUGCAUUGGAGGGUCUGGUGAUGGGGUGAUGAAAGUGAAGAAUCAGCUGCGCUUCCUCGCAGAACUGGCUUAUGACCUGGAUGUGGACGAUGCUCCUGGGAGCAAGCAGCACGUGAACCCGAAGGAGAACGAGAUCACCGCCUCUCACAGCCUCGGGAACGCGCACUCCGCGCUGGAGCUCCUGACCAGCAUGGUCAUCUAUGUGACCUGCUUCUUCUUCCUGGCGCACUGACUUCCCAGUGCCCAGCACGCGUGCUGCCUGCAGCACCCCGUGGUCCUCCUCUGUAAAGGGAACCACCUUCUUAUUUUUUUCUAUUUUUUUAUCUUAAAUACUUCCUCCAGCCAUUUAAGUAGAAGACUAACCAUGUGUGAUGCUUUCGAAAAUCAAAUGGUAGCUUUAUGAGGAAGGUCAGUUUUAGUGGUAGUAUAGAUCGUCCUUUUGCAAAGAAAAAAAAAAACCUAUCAAGUUGUGCCAAAUUAUUUUCUUAUGUUUGGCUGCUAGAACAUGGUUACCAUGUUUCUCUCUCUUCCUUUCUCUCUCUGCAUGGAUUUCUUUGGAAAAAAAAAUAAUAAACGUUCAAAUAAAAA
Castor canadensis (American beaver) is the source of this 1823-nucleotide messenger RNA. Lineage: Eukaryota; Metazoa; Chordata; Mammalia; Rodentia; Castoridae. The record is from RefSeq and is a predicted model, not a curated record.